UGUUUUAUACAAUCAUUUGAUUGACUUAUAAAUUAUAACUUAAGUUAAUAUAUGAUAAUUGAGAUCAAAGUCUAAAGACUUUUAAAUCACUGCUAAACUUAUUAAUCGGAAAAUUUGUGGACAAUUUAGUGGACAAUAGAUAUGUUGCGGACACCAUUGAGACAAUAUUUGUUGACUUCAGGACUGGCCAGAUUAUCGACAAAUGGCCAUCAAUUGAAUGGCAAUCGAUUUGCCAGUACUCUAGUGAUUGUGGAUCACAAUAACAGUUCCCUAUCUAAGGUUACAUUGAAUACUAUAAGUGCGGCCAAUAAGAUCGGGUCCGACGUGUCGUGUUUGGUGGUCGGCACCAAAGUGUCCGAUGUUGUCCAGAGUUUGUCUAAAGUUAAGGGCAUCAGUAAGAUAUUGAUUGCCGAAAAUGAGGCCUUCAAAGGAUUUUUACCCGAAGUGUUAACACCGGUAGUGUUGGCCACACAAAAACAGUUCAAUUUUACGCAUAUUAUAAGCGGUUCCACAGCAGUCGGAAAAAAUUUGAUCCCAAGAGUUGCCGCACAACUCGAUGUUUCGCCCGUUUCAGAGAUAACGGCUGUUAAAAGUGAGGAUACAUUUGUACGACCGAUUUAUGCGGGAAAUGCAAUGCAGACCAUCAAAGUUAAAGACGCUAUUAAAGUGAUGACAGUUAGAGGGACAUCCUUUGAGGCUACCGAUGUUGAAGGCGGAAACGCACAAUCAGAUCAACUGCAAGCCGAAGUACCGAAAAAUGAUUUGUCUGAGUGGUUGAGUCAAGAAUUGACUAAAAGUGAAAGACCAGAACUGACGAGUGCUUCGCGAGUAAUAUCUGGCGGACGGGGAAUGAAAAGUGGAGACAACUUUAAGAUGUUAUACGAAUUGGCCGAUAAACUGAACGCAGCGGUCGGCGCCUCUCGAGCGGCCGUUGACGCAGGCUUUGUGCCAAACGAUCUACAAGUUGGACAAACCGGCAAAAUUGUGGCACCGGAACUCUAUAUAGCGGUCGGCAUUUCGGGAGCCAUCCAACACUUGGCCGGAAUGAAAGACUCCAAGACGAUUGUUGCCAUAAACAAGGAUCCGGACGCACCCAUCUUUCAAGUGGCAGAUCUCGGUCUUGUAGCUGAUCUGUUCCAAGCGGUGCCAGAAAUAAAUAAAAAAAUUGAUGGCUUUCUUAGCAAAUAAUAAAUUUUAGAUUUUUAUACACAAAACAAAUACUUUAUAUUUCUGAUAUUAAUGAUGAUUGAAAUUAU
This is a messenger RNA of Oppia nitens, 1256 nucleotides long. It is a transcript of the gene wal, whose product is annotated as electron transfer flavoprotein subunit alpha, mitochondrial-like. Gene Ontology annotation, cellular component: mitochondrion. The transcript is spliced from 4 exons. The record is from RefSeq and is a predicted model, not a curated record. NCBI's taxonomy places the organism in Eukaryota, Metazoa, Arthropoda, Arachnida, Sarcoptiformes, Oppiidae. Bases 142 to 1188 code for a protein of 348 amino acids. Gene Ontology annotation, molecular function: electron transfer activity; flavin adenine dinucleotide binding.